Molecule: messenger RNA, 1990 nt
Organism: Rosa chinensis
Lineage: Eukaryota; Viridiplantae; Streptophyta; Magnoliopsida; Rosales; Rosaceae
Exons: 2
Coding region: 167-1594 (475 amino acids)
Molecular function (GO): protein binding
Source: RefSeq, a predicted model, not a curated record
UGAGAGCUCAACUUCCGCUGUCCUCUCAUCUCUCAACUCUCAAUCCCAAGACAAAAUAUACCUUGAGCUAGUUCUAGCUGUUUGCUGGUGAACCUUAACUUCUCCCUUUGUCUCUCCUAUAUAUGUAUGACAUUAUCUGUGAGAUGCGUAAUGUGUGCAAGAAAAAAUGGGUACCAACAAUUCUUUCUUUGCUUCAGUUUUGCUUUCACUACUCGUGCUACAUUUGUGUUUGCAACAUGAUCUAGUUGAAGGUGCUGAAAGAGAAGCCCUGGAAAUAAUCAUUGGUGGUGGCGGCAGCUACAGCCCUCCUCCUGCUCCCUCCCCCGAAUACGAAGAAUGCCCUCCCCCUCCGCCUCCUCCUUGCCCACCGCCACCUCCAUCACCACCACCGCCAUCACUUCCACCACCUCCAUCACCGCCGCCACCAAAACUCCGUCCGUCUCCACCACCACCAUCUCCAUCACCGCCACCGCCGUCUCCACCACCACGACCACGACCACGACCACGACCACGACCACGACCACCUCCACCAUCACCACGACGAGCACACUCUCCGGUACCAGUACCAAACGACCGACUUGGAAUUGCCCUCAGAGUAAUUAAAAAGUUCAAAGACCUAAUCGGGUAUGACCCAAAAAACAUCACAGGCACAUGGGUCGGCACAAAUCCUUGCAAGUUCACGGGAUUUAAAUGUGCAAUGGUCCCUGUCUAUAACCAAAUGGCAGUCACCGAAGUUGACUUCAAUGGCAAAGGACUAGUUGGCAAACCGUUCGGUGGCAAAGAUAUAAAGCUACCCCUUGGCGGUUUCGUAGACCAGUUACCAGACUUGGUGUUUUUCCAUGCCAACUCCAACAAUUUCACAGGCUCAGUCCCGAAAGAAAUAUCCAAACUUAAAUACUUCUACGAGCUCGACCUCAGCAACAACAAGCUAACUGGGAACAUCCCAUAUGAAGUUCUAAGUGCCACAAAGUUGACAUUCUUAGAUCUCGGGUUCAACUUUUUCACUGAGCAGAUUCCUGAUGCUAUUGGCUCCUCACCAGCACAUUAUCUCACUUUUGCCAACAACCAGUUCUCGGGUCCAAUCCCAAAUAGCAUUGGCAAAGCAUCAAAAACGCUUUAUGAGGUCCUCUUCCUCAACAACAAACUCUCAGGGUGUUUGCCAUGGGAAAUCGGCAAACUUAGCCAGGCAACCUUGUUCGAUGUGAGCUCCAACUACUUAACAGGCCCAAUUCCUCAUUCCUUUGCUUGCUUGGCCAAGAUGGAGAUUCUGGUCUUGGACAAUAACCAGUUCUAUGGAACAGUGCCUGAGUUGGUAUGCAAGCUGCCCACCUUGACGAACUUGUCGAUAGCAAACAACUAUUUCACCCAAGCCGGACCCGAGUGCAGAAAACUGAUCAAGAAAGGGUUUCUCAACGUCAAGAACAAUUGUAUCUUGGACCUUAAAGAUCAAAGAUCAAAGAGUGAUUGUGCUUGGUUCUUCUCUAAGCCCAGAAACUGUCCCAACGAGCGGUCCAUGAUUUACAUUCCUUGUCAAAAUCACUAUUCAACUUCUGCCCCAUUAAGUUACGGUACUCUUAAACCGCAUAAUCCGUGAUCUUCAUGCUCUUAGGGGACUCAUUAAAGAUGAGUCACGGACUCACGGUGGGUCUUGAUCUGCUUAUGCACUUUUGAUGGAAGCAUUGACAUGCAUUCACUUGUCAAUAAUAGGAUAUGGGAUCUGAACUUAGUUGUGGCCAUUAGCAUUUCUCUAAGAUUGAAUACUUCAAUAGGCCAUCUGUCAUGGCAAAAUGCUUUGCAUAGAUGCAGAAGGAAGUUAGCUUCUGAUCCCAGCUUCCCUUAAUGCUUACUUCAUGUGGAAUCAUGAGACCAUCUAUUUCUUAGAUGUGAAGCUUCUUUAAGCUUCCAAAUUGGUUAUACUACAUUAUCUUUAAGCUCUGAGGAUUGAUUAUUAUCUACCAAUUUCAAGGCUAAGCUUGGAAUCUUUCAACUC